CAUCGAUGUUUUUCCACCUCUACCAGCGAGUCUGUGGAGACAGAAAAUUUAUGAAAAAAAACACACAAUGCAAAGUAAAUGACGUGAUUAAAAUAUAAAUGUAGAGUACUUAGUGCCCGUGAGCCGUAAAGUGUUAAACAUCGUGGAAGAGUGCGCGUGGAAUGGUGAAGGAGUUAAUUGCUGAAAUUCGCAUCGGCGAGUCACAAAUAAUAGCGGCCCCAGCAGCAGCAGCGAGUAGUAAACUAGCCAACGCCGACGAGUCUUUGGCCAAUGUGGUGCAGCACCCCGCUUCCCGUGAGCACCCCCUCCUCCACCCGCUAACGCGCAAAUAUAUGCGACGACAACUAGUUGUAGUGGGCAGCCUUUGUGGAAGCAGCAGGCGAAAAAUUGUGCAAACGCCAAACAAGGGAAGCGCAUAAAAGUUAAUUAGCAGUGCAAGCGAAGCUGCGUUGUGUGUUCAGGCACCCAUCCGAUCCAAGGCACAGCACAGCCUUUGCGGUAGUGAUGCAGCAGCAGCUGCGCCAACUAUCGAGAUUCUAGUUAUUGUUGUUGUGGUUUUUGCACCCAACACACGUAACUAGAGCACACAGGCAUACACAACACAUACAGACAACACACAUACACACACACACAAACAGAAUAGCUCUGUUUAGAGGGUAUCAUCCACUCCAAACUGCUGCUCAUCCGCGUCCAUUCAUUCACACACACAUACAACACACACGCACACACACACACAUCCAUAGGCAGUAGAUGCAGCAGCAAAAACAUUGGAAAUGAUUUGUAAACAAGACGUCCUGCUGUGGUUUGAGAAACUCGAGAGCUACAAUCGCAUUGAAACGAUGUACGCGCUGCUCACCGCCUGCCUGCCGUUCGAGCUACGCUUCCUGGGCACGUUGCUUGAGGAACAGGGCAGAUGCGAUUCGGAGACCCUACGCGGAAUGGAGCUGCGGGCCAACAAUCCUCAGGAGCUGGCCGCCGACAUGUUCACCUGCCAGAAGGGCGAUCCAACCGACAGGAAGAUUCGCCGCAAAAUGGCCCUCUACCUGGCCCUCAUCCGUGCCUGCAACCGGAACUGUGUGAGCGAGAUCUAUCGCACGCUCGAGUGCUGGGGAGAGUGUGACUUUGGGUGCAUCAAUGACCAAGACACGCUUCUAGAGCUUUUGCUCGUCUACACAAUGGCCGCCAUUCACCCAGUCUUCUCCAUGGACGAGCAGAAGAAGAUCUUUGGGAUACUGGGCAAGAUCAAGGAGAACAAGCUUGUGUCGGAAAACUUUCCUCAAGCGCAAAUGGAACAGCCACCGACACCGGCCCAUCCCCAUCCACCGCACCCGCACGCGCCGUCCCAGCAUGAUUUAAUAAUGCAACAACAACAGCAGCAGCAACAACAGCAGCAGCAGCAGCAGCAGCAGCAUGUGAUGCAUCAAAUACAGGCCCAGCAACAGGCACAUCAGCACCAGCACCAGCAGCAGCAUCCACAGAUGGUCCAGGUAGUGCAGACGCCGCAGGGCAAUAUACCAAUGAUAUUCCCCCAACAUUUUCAAAAGCUUGUGCCUGGGACGGAUGGAACACACCAGAUAAGCGUCGAUGGCGUGCCACACAUGAUGCAAUCGAAUAUCACCAUUCCAGCGGACACCAGUGCCAUACUCGGCCACCAGAACACGGCGUGGUCGUUGCGUCACUACGCACCACCGCAACAUCCACAGACUGCUGCUCCACAGCAGCAGCAGAACCUGGAUCAUCAUGUGCCUCCAGCCUCCAGUUCGCCGAUGCUGAGCCAGCAGUCGUCUCCGUCAAGCAGCCGCACGACGAGUCCUCAGCGCUCCAACGUUCCACUGCAGUCGCAGCAGAUGCGCAACCUGUCGCAACGUUUGGCCGGUCACAAGCAUCAUGCGGCGCGGCGUCCCUCAGCGGAAACCACGCCGCCGCCCUCUUCCAUUAGCGGGGAGCUGCAGCACGAGAGCAUCAACGAAGGCGGCAGCAGUAGUUCCAGUGGCACGAGUCUGCCCAGCCUGAUACGCAACGGUUUCCAGCGGCCCGCACAUCAUCAUCGAGUCAAGGCAAACGCCUACAUACCGCCCCAUCAGCAGCAGCAGCAGCAGCAGCAACAACAGCAGCAGCACUUUCAGAACAACGCUUACAUGAACAGCCUGAUGCAGAACAUGAGCAUGAAUGACGAUGGGAGUGGCUCCAUGACCAAGAGUGUUGCCACCACUGGAAGCGAAUCGGGCAGCUCGAAUGGCUCUUGCGGGGACAUAUCCCCGCCUGAGACACCAACGCCGCAUCCACUGCCAUUACACAGCACAGUCGGUAAUCCCGGCAUGGGCAUGGUCACGACUGUCGUGCACAGCGGCAUGGGAGGAGGCUACCAGCAGAAGCACCAUCUUACCUACAAGCAGCAGCAGCAGCAAAUGAGUCUGCAGCAGCGACUGAACGGACGCAAUGGGAUGGAGAAGAGCUACCAGCAGAUCUACACAACGGGAACACCAAGCAUUGUGAGCGAUGCCCAGACGAUGAGCAGCGGGAACAUGCAGCAGCAACAGCAGCAGCAGCAGCAGGCGUUGCUUAUCAGCCCGUCUUCGGUGAGCACUCCCACGACUACGGUCUUGCUGCAGCAACAGCCACAGCAGCAGCAGCCCCCACCACCCACAGCCUACAAUGCAGCCUCCUAUCCAUAUCAUACACGAGGACCCCCGCCGCAGCAGACGAUAUUCCAGGCGCAUAAUGCACCGCCACCGCCGCAAUCUGUUCGAGGCGGCUACCGGUUUCCCAUGGCUCCCGUUUCCCACAACGGUGAGCUCAUCUAUCCGGCGUUCCACACGAGCCUUGCCUUCCUGCCGGUACCCGGCACUGGUGGCACGCCCACAGCCGUCACGCCGCCCCAAUUGCAAAACACUGCCGCUGUGGUCAGCACAAAUGCUGUGGCGGUCCAGGCGCCUGCUCCCCAGCAGCAACAACUGCCGACCACGCCGCCCUACAGUGCGCUGACCGUUUGCCCCAUCACAGGGGUGGGCGGUGGCGGAGCACCGAAGAUAUCCUGCUACAAUUGCGGCUCCCAGACGCACAUUGGACGCGACUGUCAGGAGGCGUCUAUGGAGGAUGUGACUCGCAGUGCCAGCUACAAGCUGGACUACUCAGAGACUCAGAGUAUAGAAGCCAACUCCAUAGAUGAUCACAGCAACAAGGAUAUGGGUAGCAUUCAAAUGAAUAUGAAUUCGUCGGUGACAACGCCGACGGCGUCCACGGUGCUGUCUGCGGCGUCGGCGGCGGUAACGAGCAUCGGGAAAUAGCAAGGUGUGGGUAAAUCCAGAGUAAGCUUAAAGUCUAUAUAUACGGACCUAUAUGGAGGAGCAUAAUUACGUCUAUAUUAAUGUUUACACAUAAUCCUUAUCUACUUAUACUGAAAAUACCAUUUAUUAUGAUUGUGUAGUAGUGCGGAAAUCAAAUUUCUCGCCCUUACCACGUCUCCUAGUUUUUAUAAGAGCCUCUCAAUUCGCGUUAUGGAGAAUCGGAAUAGGAAUGCGGGUUAUGAAUAAUAGUCGCGCUGCCUAAACACUUGACAAACCCUUAUCCAGCCCCCUUCCCCCCUCAACACAUAAAAUAAUAAUUUAAACGCGCUCCACCCCAACACAUCCCAUACCCUUCCCUCCCACGCCACACACACACACACACAGAUAGACGAUAACGAAUUUUAGUCAUAUGCCACUUUGAAUAUUUCUAAUAUUAAGUUGAAUGUACAACAGCAAUAAGUAAACAAAAUAAUCCUAAUCUACGUUAUGCGGUUUGCAUUGCCGCAGCAAGGAAGGAUCGGAUCAUUCGGUAAACUCAAUCCACGGGCGAAUGUUACCAUUUAUCAAGAUAUCUAAAUAAGUUAAAGACACACACAUAUGUAUAUCGUAUAUCGGAAGCAGCCAUGCGAUUGCCGCAAUGAAACGUAACGUAGCACACUCUGACGUUCCGCAACCGAAAGCGAGUUAGCGCGAGUCUGGUAACGGGAAGCUGUAACGUGACAAUGGCAUACAGUAAAAAUAACUGUAAGAAGAAGAAGAGGAAAUAGAUACGAGAUACCGGUAAACAAAUAAGAAAUUUCGUAGCAUACAAAAUACUUAGCAAAUAUAACAAAAAAAAAAGAUUAUGUGUAUAAAACAAAACAAAUGAGCGUAGCAGCACAAUGUGCUUAGUUAACGUUUUUCGUAUUUCAAACCCAAUCCCACCCCACCCUUACACCCCUUCUUACAUUUUCAAAUUGUAGUUAUUCUAUUUAUUUUAAAGCUCCACCACUGUUAAAAAAUGCUUUUAGAAAUGUUUCCCCUAAUAUUUUUUUUUAUUUUAAAUACAUAGCUAUACACAUAAUAUAUAUACAAAUAUUAUUUUAAAGCAUACAAAUCCGUAUAUGAUACAAACUAAGUGGAUAGGGCGUAUAUUAAUGCUAAACACGCUAUCUAAAUAUUAUUUUAUGUACUCAAAACUUGACUUCCCCCCUUAAAGACGUGUGUGGGCAUCAUCUAUCGAGCCAUUGGCGAAGUUAUAGUACAGAA
Molecule: messenger RNA, 4535 nt
Organism: Drosophila subobscura
Lineage: Eukaryota; Metazoa; Arthropoda; Insecta; Diptera; Drosophilidae
Product: AF4/FMR2 family member lilli
Exons: 2
Coding region: 774-3287 (837 amino acids)
Molecular function (GO): nucleic acid binding; zinc ion binding
Source: RefSeq, a predicted model, not a curated record